AUGUGUCUUGGCAGGCGCUCGCCGCUGUGGCCGCUGGCCAGAGGGAAUGUUCUGGAGCUGCCAAGACGGGAGGAGACUCGGGCUGGCUACUCCCCGGGCGAACGGUGCUCCCUCCUCCCUGCCCCUCGUCACAGUGUUAGGAGCCAGGAGGGGCUGCCUCUCGGACUCUGCUUCCCCACCUCCUGUGUCAGGAGUGUGCCCGGCGCCACCCCUCACCCCCGCUGCUCCCGUCCGCACAGACAGUGGGAGGCGGCAGGCGGCGGUGGGGAGGUCGCCCCCCGGAAAAGCGGGCUCCCCAAGCCUGGCACCCGGGGCCCGCUCAGCGCCCGGGGUCGAGAAGCCCUCACUGUGGAUCGGUCAACGGGCUCCGCCUUAGAUCAAUCGCUUGGACACUAA
Molecule: messenger RNA, 396 nt
Organism: Pipistrellus nathusii (Nathusius's pipistrelle)
Lineage: Eukaryota; Metazoa; Chordata; Mammalia; Chiroptera; Vespertilionidae
Source: the annotation of a GenBank genome assembly